AUGGAAUCUAAGAUCUUUGAUAUAGUGAUUGGUGUGCUACUUGGAAAUGAAGAUAACGGUAAAUUACAAGUUUUCAAUUCAUUUGAAUUUGUCAUUAUUGAUAAUUCACCAGAUUUAACAUCUUUACAAACAAGACUUGAACAACAAUCUGUUAUUUUACCAAAUGAAUACAUAAUUGGAGUUUAUCAAAUUACACAAAAUAAGGAUUUGAAACCAGAUGAUAAUAUAAUACUUUUACAUUCAUUACUUGAAGGUUAUAAUAAUAAUUUAAUUACAUUAAUUUUCAAUCCUAAUUUUGCAGCUAAAAAGCAUACAAAUGAAAAAUUCAUCAAAAUUUUCGAUAAUAAACAAAAUGAAUUAAAAUUUGAUGUUGAUAACAAGGAAGCUGAAAAAAUUGCAGUUGAUACAGUAUUAGAAAUUAAGGAAAAUGAUUCAAAUGAUGAAUCACAAAAAGCAAAUGAUCAAUUGAUUUCACAAUCUUUCUUAUUAAAGACAAUCAAGAAUAAAAUUAGAUUAAUUAUUGCCUUUUUACAACAAGCUGAUCCGGAGAAAACACCAAAUUAUUAUGACAUCUUGAGAAAUGUCAAUUCAUUCAUUUCUAAAAUUCAGUAUAAACAAGAUGAAGAUAUUAAAACAAAACUUGUUGAUUUGGAAACUGAAUAUAAUACUCUGAUAUCAAUAGGUACAAUAACUGAAAACAUCAAGAAUUUGGAAUCUAUUAGUCUAGAUUUGAAAAAAUAUGAUUCUGCCUAA
This is a messenger RNA of Hansenula ciferrii, 753 nucleotides long. RefSeq names its product COP9 signalosome complex subunit 6. The coding region runs from base 1 to 753 and encodes 250 amino acids. The record is from RefSeq and is a predicted model, not a curated record. NCBI's taxonomy places the organism in Eukaryota, Fungi, Ascomycota, Saccharomycetes, Phaffomycetales, Wickerhamomycetaceae. The transcript is spliced from 2 exons. Gene Ontology annotation, cellular component: COP9 signalosome.